GCCAAGCAGAUCCCAACCUAAUCUAGAGCCAUUGCCAUCUCUCAUUUCAGCCAAGAUUUGGAUCCCAUAAGUAGUGAUUUAGAUUUGCUCUUGUUUCCUGCUCUGUUUUUUUCUUUAUUUUAUAGUUGGCAGGGCUUGUAGCUGCUAAGCAAAGACUCAAAAAUGGCAACACAAGCACUUGUAUCAUCUUCUCUUACAUCUUCAGUGGAGACUGCAAGACAAAUACUUGGAGCAAGACCAUCCCAGUCUUCUUUUGGGUCUUCAAGGAAGAGCUCCUUCGUUGUUAGGGCUUCUUCUACUCCUCCUGUUAAGCAAGGAGCAGACAGACAACUAUGGUUUGCUUCCAAGCAAAGCCUUUCUUACUUGGAUGGCAGUCUUCCUGGUGACUACGGAUUUGAUCCGCUUGGUCUUUCAGACCCUGAAGGUACAGGAGGAUUCAUUGAGCCAAAAUGGUUAGCUUACGGUGAAGUCAUCAAUGGAAGAUAUGCCAUGUUGGGGGCAGUAGGUGCCAUUGCACCAGAAAUUCUAGGCAAGGCAGGUCUCAUCCCCGCCGAAACAGCACUCCCCUGGUUCAAAACCGGCGUGAUCCCACCGGCUGGUACAUACGAUUACUGGGCGGACCCAUACACACUGUUUGUGCUGGAAAUGGCACUCAUGGGUUUUGCGGAGCACAGGAGAUUUCAAGAUUGGGCAAACCCAGGCUCCAUGGGCAAGCAGUAUUUCUUGGGAUUGGAAAAGUACUUGGGGGGAUCUGGAGACCCAGCCUACCCUGGAGGACCCCUGUUCAACCCUCUUGGGUUUGGUAAAGAUGAGAAAUCAAUGAAGGAAUUGAAGCUCAAGGAGGUGAAGAAUGGGAGGUUAGCUAUGUUGGCAAUCUUGGGUUACUUCAUACAAGGACUAGUGACAGGAGUUGGACCAUACCAAAAUCUCCUGGAUCACCUGGCUGACCCAGUUAACAACAAUGUCUUGACUAGCCUCAAGUUCCAUUAGAGCCAAUUCUUGUCUAUUUGGGGAUAGGGACAGCCUAUGCAGUUUCCUUUUCCUUUUGCUUUUCUUGUCUCUCCUACUCAAUGUAACCAUCGUGUGAAAAAGCCCUACUGUAAUUUUCUGUAACAAAGGACAUGUUAAGAUCAAGAAACACCUCUUAAUGUUGCUUUUGUUUUUA
Messenger RNA from Manihot esculenta (cassava), 1165 nucleotides. RefSeq names its product chlorophyll a-b binding protein 8, chloroplastic. The record is from RefSeq and is a predicted model, not a curated record. Gene Ontology annotation, cellular component: plastoglobule; chloroplast thylakoid membrane. The transcript has 3 exons. The coding region runs from base 163 to 990 and encodes 275 amino acids. Gene Ontology annotation, biological process: photosynthesis, light harvesting in photosystem I; response to light stimulus. NCBI's taxonomy places the organism in Eukaryota, Viridiplantae, Streptophyta, Magnoliopsida, Malpighiales, Euphorbiaceae.